Paramacrobiotus metropolitanus is the source of this 2140-nucleotide messenger RNA. RefSeq lists its product as uncharacterized. Lineage: Eukaryota; Metazoa; Tardigrada; Eutardigrada; Parachela; Macrobiotidae. Bases 216 to 1904 code for a protein of 562 amino acids. The transcript is spliced from 3 exons. The record is from RefSeq and is a predicted model, not a curated record. Gene Ontology annotation, molecular function: protein binding.
UAGCACUUAGCACUGGUGACAUAGGGGGAGGGGGGUAUCAAAAUGUCGAAUUUUCGCGUUACGUAAUUUAUGGAUGCCGCCUUAUUCAAUAAAUUCACGUUACAGUAAAAUACUUAGUUUACAUUGUUUUCGAAACCGAUCUGUAAAAUUUGAUCCCCUACUUCCAUUACGUCCCUGUGGGCUUCUAGUGCUUUGAAGUGAUCAGUUAGCCGAGAAUGCACCUGUACAGAGAACAGCACCGCCAGUAUGAACCCGUACACCAGUGGAACUCGGUGGACGUGCUGACAGACAGCGGACUCUUCCAGCACGGCGAAGUGAUCAACGUGGCGGAGAACGGGCUGAUCGUGGAUUUCCACUGCAGCGGACAGCGCGCGCAAUUCGUCAGCUUCGACAAGAUCUUUGACUCUUCCGAGGCCCCGUGUUCCGCGCCGUACGAAGACUGGCAUCGCGAACUGCAGUGGAAUCCCGCCCUGACGGAGAAUGCCAGUGUGCAGGUGCUGUGCCGUCCGCACCCGGGGGCCGCCUGGUUGUGGUACCCAGCACGUCUCCUGCAGCGUGCCUUUUUCUUCCCCUUCGAUAACAUCGGGAUGGUGUGGGCCGCCGUCGAUGCGGGCGAUCGACCGCUGACGGAACUGCUCCCUGCGGAUCAGGUGCGUUCCCCGCCAUCCGAACCAAUGAUGACCCUGCCGUCGGGCAGCUUUAUCGUGCGAGUAUGCCGUUUACCGGUUGAUUUCUGGGCGACCACGACUUUUCUGGCAGCGGACCAUUUCCAUCAACAGCUGGAGGGGCAGAAAGUGGGCGUUCGGGUGCUAGUCAUUCUGCGUGAAUCUCUGCGGUAUCUGCAGCGCACUGACGACAAACCGAUGACCGAUGAGGAAGUGCGCAACAUAUACGAGUCGAGCAAGGAAAAAUUCUCCGAGCAGCAGGACACUGGGGCACAGAAUAGUCCUGGACUGUUGCAGCCAGCUGUACUGGAAACGAGUCGCAAGCGCAAACAUCCUGACGACCCAGCCCAACCGGAAGUAGAAUGGGUGUUGCCAACAGCACCCCAUCUCUUGUGCGAGAUCUUCCACUCACUGGACAGCAUCAGCCGCGUGAAGCUGCGCCGUGUGUGUACACUGUGGAACGCCCUGCUAACCGGCGCCGACAGCGGACGGGUGGUGCGCAUUACGUUUGCGCUGAAACCGUUCUUCCCGCUGGAUAAUUACUUCCGAGUGCUGGGCGCCGUCGCUGGGUUGUUAAAGUGCACCACGGCAUCCACGGACCGCAUCAUCAUCGAGCAUAUGGUGGCAGAGCAUGUCGAUGCUGCCCUGGUGCUGCUUAAAUCCUUGCUCAAGAACCUCCGACUGAAGCAGCUGAUAUUCCAUCAUGUGGAGAUGGACUGGGAUGACACCUUUGAGCACGAGUACACCGACAGCGGUAUCCUGGCCGUUCCGGUCGAGGAGUUUGUCGGGCGGGGUAAGAAGUGCGUCCGGCGUCUGGCCAAGGUACUGAGGAACUGGGCGUCGUGUUGCGAUGAGCUGCACCUCCAUCGGUGUGUGUUCACGUGUAUCGAAGGCAAAAUGACCGCGAGUAUUCCGGAUGCGAGGAUUAAAUUGGAUGCAGCGGAUAUUGAAGCGCAGUUCUGGGAGCUCUAUGACGCGAAUUUGUCCCGCGACGGAAUCAACCUAGAAGAGGCGGCGGAGUGGAUACGUACCGGAUCGGAGGCGCUUCGCACGAUGGUGGCGCGGUAUCUGGUGGAUUGGCAAAGCCACGAUCCGCGAUCGACGACGCAGUAUCGCGAUCGUGAGUGGACGGUGGAUAAUCUGCAAGAUCUGGAUGUGUCCAGGCUGACCACCAUCACGCUGCAUGCUUUGAAGGAACGCCUUCCGGAGGAUAUGGACGAAAUGAAAAACUUGGAUUGAUGGAAAAUGUGUCGGCGUUUGCUAAGAUGUGCAAGCAGUUACAGAUGCCUGACCUCUCCAAUGGAAUUUUCCCACUGUUACUUGACUGUGCCGUUGAAUGAGGUCGAUUAAUUUGUUUUGCCUCUGCCGUUAUCAUUGGUUUCUCGCAUUUCCGAUCAGCAGCAGUUUGAUUUCGAACACGUUCAGUUUCCGAGCUGUUUUUAAUAAAGAAUCUUCUUUAGCAUUAACGCACUUGA